This is a messenger RNA of Ustilago hordei, 1785 nucleotides long. RefSeq lists its product as uncharacterized. The transcript has a single exon. The record is from RefSeq and is a predicted model, not a curated record. Bases 1 to 1785 code for a protein of 594 amino acids. Gene Ontology annotation, molecular function: acetyl-CoA transmembrane transporter activity. Gene Ontology annotation, cellular component: membrane. NCBI's taxonomy places the organism in Eukaryota, Fungi, Basidiomycota, Ustilaginomycetes, Ustilaginales, Ustilaginaceae.
AUGGCAGCAUCAAAAGGGGCCCGAAGCUCAUCCAAAAAGAGCAACAAUGCCAACCUUCGACAGCGACCAACAACGAUCAACGGCACACCAAGCUCUCUAGAAGCGGAAACAUCCGACUUGCUCGAAACACGGCAGCACACCGCUACCGGUAAAGAUGCCAUCCUCAACCCAACAUCAACUCCCAUCGAUGAAAAGAGCGGCAUUGCAGUCACUGAGAAGCAGGCGAACGAAGAAGCUUCCGGAUUCAUGGACCUUUCACCGAAAGACCGAAAAGCUAUGAUCCUGCUGGUGAUCCUCUAUCUGCUGCAAGGUGUUCCGGUCGGCCUUGCAUUCGGUACUAUGCCUAUCUUGCUCAAAUCAAAGUUGAGCUAUGGCGAUAUUGGCUUCUUCAUGCUCUGCACCUAUCCUUACUCGUUGAAACUCUUUUGGAGUCCCAUUGUCGAUUCGACCUUUGUCAACGAGCUGCAACUCCCCCUUAUUGGCAAGAUCUCGCUCGGUCGCAGGAAGAGCUGGAUCGUGCCCAUCCAGACCAUCGUCGGUAUUAUGUUCUGGUACCUCUCCAGCAACGUUGACCAUCUUCUAUUGGCAGAUCUACCCAACGUCAAGCUCAUCACCCUCAUCUUUUUCGUUCUUAUCCUCUUCGCCGCGACACAAGACAUUGCCGUUGAUGGGUGGGCAUUGACCUUGCUCUCCCAAGAGAACCUCUCAUACGCCAGUACUGCACAAACGGUGGGCCUCAAUUCGGGAUACUUCCUCAGCUUCACCGUCUUCCUAGCAUUCAACUCUGUCGAGUUCAGCAACAAGUACUUCCGCUCUACAGCGCUCGAUUAUCCCUUGCUAUCGCUUUCCGCGUACAUGCGGUUCUGGGCUGUCGGCUUCUUGUUCGUCACCGCAUGGCUUGUCGUGUUCGAAAAGGAAGAUGCAGAAAGCCAAGAUUCGCCAGACAUGGACGUCAAACAGGUCUACUCGAUCAUGUGGCGCAUUUGUCGGCUCAAGCAUGUCCAAACGUUCAUCCUGAUCCACUUUGUCGCCAAGAUCGGUUUCCAAGCUAACGAGGCCGUCACUGGUUUGAAGCUCGUCGAGAAGGGAUUCGGGAAAGAGGAUCUGGCGUUGGCAGUGCUGAUCGAUUUCCCAUUCCAACUCAUUUUUGGGUACCUUGCCGCCAGGUGGAGUAAAGGCGAUAAAGCACUCCAGCCUUGGGUUGUCGCAUUCUUCUUCAGGCUGGGUUUCGCCGUGCUGUCAAUGGCAAUCGUACACGGAAUGCCAAAAGCAGGGAUCGGAGCGGGAUACUUCUUCGUCGUAAUCGCAAGCACCGUUGCAGGCAGCUUUGCAUCAACAGUCCAAUUCGUCGGUAUCUCUGCAUUCCACACCCAAAUCGCAGACCCUCUUAUCGGCGGAACAUACAUGACUCUCCUCAAUACAGUCUCCAAUCUCGGCGGCACUUGGCCUAGAUAUUUCGUUCUCAAAGCAGUGGAUCUUUUCACCAUCUCCAGCUGCCAGCCACCAUCCAGCGCAAGUCUGUUGAAAGAUCCCGAGAUCGCAAAGUUGUGGGCGACUGCAUCGAAGGGGAUUGGAGGGAAUGAGUGUACGUCGGAUUUGGGCAAAGCAGCGUGCUCGGCUGCAGGAGGCGAGUGCUAUAUUGAAAGGGACGGGUAUUAUUGGACUUCAACACUGUGCGUCUUGGUUGGAACGGUGUUGUUGGUGACAUUCAUUAUUCCAGCUUGUAGAAAGUUGCAAGCUUUGCCGGCGAGCGCCUGGAGAGUCAAUUUGCACAAGGAACAAUAG